AUGAUCCAAUCACUCUUCCUCCAAAUCUUGUUUACGACGCUCGCUCUCGGAGCUCCCCUUUCGGGCGGCGAAUUCCACGCCGAGAGCAACGCCAUCGGCUACGGCACAGGCGGUGGGAUCGUCGGCUUGAUUGUUCUGGUCCUUGAUGUGCUGGUCUUUAUCGAGGUUCUGAAAUCGAACCGUCCUCCCCUCCACAAGCUGCUGUGGUGCUUGGUUGUGUUCCUGUUCCCCAUUGUCGGAAUGCUCAUCUACUUUCUGUUCUCGAACCGCGAGGCGCAUAAGUCGGGUGGUGCAUACGAGCCUUUGCCGUAA
Molecule: messenger RNA, 312 nt
Organism: Cladophialophora yegresii CBS 114405
Lineage: Eukaryota; Fungi; Ascomycota; Eurotiomycetes; Chaetothyriales; Herpotrichiellaceae
Exons: 2
Coding region: 1-312 (103 amino acids)
Source: RefSeq, a predicted model, not a curated record